Messenger RNA from Mus pahari (shrew mouse), 5607 nucleotides. RefSeq names its product 5-hydroxytryptamine receptor 5A (gene Htr5a). The record is from RefSeq and is a predicted model, not a curated record. The transcript is spliced from 2 exons. Gene Ontology annotation, molecular function: G protein-coupled serotonin receptor activity; neurotransmitter receptor activity. Gene Ontology annotation, cellular component: plasma membrane; dendrite. Gene Ontology annotation, biological process: chemical synaptic transmission; G protein-coupled receptor signaling pathway, coupled to cyclic nucleotide second messenger. Bases 549 to 1622 code for a protein of 357 amino acids. Lineage: Eukaryota; Metazoa; Chordata; Mammalia; Rodentia; Muridae.
GAGCAGCAGCCUCAGGCACGGUGGAGAGAGAUCAGGACAGGGCAGAAGGCCGUCUCCAGAAAGCAGGUAUCUACGUGGCUUCCAGUCCCCAACCCCCACCCCUCGGAGCCACUGCCGGGAGAGGGGGGAGGUGGGCAAGGAGCAACCCUGGACCAGCGACUGUUCUGACGCACUAGCUGAGUUCUGGGCAUCCACCCUGCACUGGGCGGGGGCCGACCCCAAGGAUGCUCUGCUGCAGGCGACCAGACAGCAGUCUCAACCUAGGUGAGGAACAGCAGGCAUGUGAUAGCAAAGGCGGGCCCUGGCUUCUAGAUUCAGCCCCUUGAGUCCGCUUUCCAUAUCUCUAAGGAUACCUGGGCUGUGCUGCUUGUAGCCCAGCACCCUCCUCUCUGCUACAAUUUCCUCCGGAAUCUCACUGGGUGGAGACUGAGGCCAGGUUCUUGGCUCUUAGCAAAAUCCUCUCCAUUGGCCAUCGGUUGCAAACAUCUAGAUUGACUUCAGUGGGCUCGGUGGCAACACAGUCUAAACACAGGUGUCCUGGGACAGCAAUGGAUCUGCCUGUAAACUUGACCUCCUUUUCUCUCUCUACUCCCUCCUCUUUGGAACCUAACCGCAGCUUGGACACGGAAGUCUUGCGCCCUAGUCGUCCUUUUCUCUCAGCUUUCCGAGUGCUAGUCCUGACUUUGUUGGGCUUUCUAGCUGCAGCCACGUUCACUUGGAACCUGCUGGUGCUGGCUACCAUCCUCAAAGUACGCACCUUCCACCGAGUACCACACAACCUGGUAGCUUCCAUGGCCAUCUCGGAUGUGCUAGUGGCUGUGCUGGUUAUGCCACUGAGCCUGGUACAUGAAUUGUCUGGACGCCGCUGGCAGCUGGGCCGGCGUCUAUGCCAGCUGUGGAUCGCAUGUGACGUGCUCUGCUGUACUGCCAGCAUCUGGAAUGUGACAGCAAUAGCCCUGGACCGCUACUGGUCAAUCACGCGCCACCUGGAGUACACACUCCGUACCCGCAAGCGUGUCUCCAACGUGAUGAUCCUGCUCACCUGGGCGCUCUCCACUGUCAUCUCUCUGGCUCCGCUGCUAUUUGGCUGGGGAGAGACUUACUCUGAGCUCAGUGAGGAAUGCCAAGUCAGUCGCGAGCCUUCCUACACCGUGUUCUCUACGGUGGGUGCUUUCUACCUGCCGCUGUGUGUGGUGCUCUUUGUGUACUGGAAGAUUUACAGGGCUGCGAAGUUCCGCGUGGGCUCCAGGAAGACCAACAGCGUCUCCCCCGUACCCGAAGCUGUGGAGGUGAAGAAUGCUACACAACAUGCCCAGAUGGUGUUCACAGUCCGCCAUGCCACCGUCACCUUCCAGACAGAAGGGGACACAUGGAGGGAGCAGAAGGAGCAAAGGGCAGCCCUCAUGGUGGGCAUCCUCAUCGGAGUGUUCGUGCUCUGCUGGUUCCCUUUCUUCGUCACGGAGCUCAUCGGUCCCCUGUGCUCCUGGGACGUCCCUGCCAUCUGGAAGAGCAUCUUCCUGUGGUUGGGCUAUUCCAAUUCCUUCUUCAACCCGCUCAUCUACACAGCGUUCAACAGGAGCUACAGCAGUGCUUUUAAGGUCUUCUUCUCCAAGCAACAGUGAGAGGCCACGUGGGAGUGCCUUCUUCCCACAGCUUGUAGCUCAGUGGAUUAUCCUGUCCCAGGGACCACUGCAGUCUGCCCAGCUGUCUGGAGGACAAGAUCCGUCUGCCAAGGGCACCGGGUCACAUCAGAGCUCAGCUCACUUCAGUUCUAUGCCCAUGUGUUGGAAGUUGUAUUCACCUGAAGGCUCUGGUGGUUUAUGCCCCCAAUCUGGGCACUCCUCCUCACUCUGUACCAGCAGCCACGGACCUGGCCCACAAAGUGCCCAUUUCUCCUUCAACUCCACUCCAGCAGGGACAUGAGAAGUUUGAUUAGAACAGCAGGAGGGAGGAAGUGAGACAACUGGGGCAGGCAGAGAAAGGCAGAAAGAACAAGGCCAGUGGGGAUCACACACACCUGUAACCCAGGAGACCAAGGCAGGAGGAGCUCAACUUUGGAGCCAGCCUGGGCUACAUGGUAAGUUCAAAACCAGCCUGAGCUAUCUAACAACAUAUAUAGCAACAGCAAAUACACUGGGGAGACUGUUUGAAAAGCAGGAGCCCAUAAGGGUAAACUUUCCAGAACAGCUCUCAUUUCAGAGUUCUGCUCUGUGGUCCUGGAGUGUAUGUCCCAAUAUGGGGUCCUUCCUAAUAUUUGAUCACAAAUUCUGUCCCCAAACAUAUCAAAGCACCAGCCCAUUUGUGAUGACAGUAAUCCCUGUCUUUACCAUUUGUUCAUUAUAUACACAAAGUCCCCCUCUGUCUGUCUGUCUCUCUGUCUGUCUCUUCCUUUCUGUCUCUCUGUCUCUCUGUCUCUGUCUCUGUCUCUGUCCCUGUCUCUCUCUCUCUCUCUCUCUCUCUCUCUUUCUAGAAAAGGACAGUUUCCAGUUAAAAUCAACAUAGUCCAUCAACUAUAAAAGCAAAAUAUUUCCUUCCGGUUUGAAACGAUUGCUCAUGAAAAAUAGAAAAGUCUACCAAUUUCACAGAAUUUGUCAAAAUAAUUUAUUUACUAUGCAUUUUCCUUGGUCUAGUAUCUUUAAAUGUUUCUAGCCUUAGUGUUUCUUUCCUAAAUACUAAAAUUUGAGGCUAACAAUAGCCAUGACCUAUUUAUUUUUUAAAUACAGUUUCACAGUUGGUGACUAUAAGGACCUGACGAUCAGACACAUGAGGUGAACAGGAGUGCUGGCCACUUUACAGUGAUGCUUUUGCUGGUAUAUGAACCUGACCAGAUAGGCAGACAAGGGUCAAGUGAUGCCACUAUCAAGUUGGCAGUGUAACUGGUGAGUCAAGACAGGCUAGGAAAAACACAGUGUUUAUGCGGUCACAGAAAACCUUGGGCACAUUCUUACCUCCAAGGGUAUCCCAAGGGAACUCUGAGAACACUAUCAAAAGAGCCAAGGAGGGAAAGAAGAGCCAGUCACCUUUCACGAACCCUGUCUGUGCUGACUUCUCCCAUAAACUGAAGAUAGAGCCAUCCGAAUCUACAGGGCCGUGGACAACUCUUAGCAUGUGGUUCUAGCAAAAUCCUGAGGGAGCAAAAGCACCCACACUUCAGAUCCCAGCAGCGAGGAGAACUGGGUUGCUUUUACAGCCAUCCCGGGGCUUUGCUGAAGAACCCCCAUCCAGCAAGUGGGCUCUCAGCACACCCAGAUGAUGCUGCCAUUGUGGAGAGUUGGGAUGUGCCUUCAGUUGGCUGGAAGUGUGAUGUGACUUCAUCCUUAUGAGUUUUUAACUAUCUGUUCAUUUAUGUAUGUUUGACACAGGGCUGUACUAAGUAGCCCUGGCUGUCCUGGAACCUACUGUGUAGACCAGGCUGAUCUCAAACUCACAGAAACCUUCCUGCCUCUACCUCUGCCUCUGUUUCCUGAACGCUGGAAAAGUAUGUAUUACCACACUGAGACCAAGAAGAUUUUUAGAUAAAAACUCUCCAGUACUCUGAGUUCCUUUGUCUUGGAGCAGUGGUCUAGACUAGACACACACCCUGCACUGGAGACUGGCCUGAGCCAGGCUGGAAAGUGAACAGAAAGAAGGACUCACGUGCCCAUGACUGUCAUGACUGUUCUCAUAACAAGGUUUCAUUAAUGGUUUCAACAAGAGCUUUUUCUCUUUCUUUUUUGGCCUUGGUGUUUUUGUUGAGUCUGAGUCCCAGGAAAAUGAUGCACAUUGAAUGUUCUAACUGCAAACUCUGCACUGUCUGUCUGUCCUUUACUGCCUAUACUCAGCCUGGAGGCCUCAUGACGAUGAGCCUCUAGACCCAGGGAUGCUCCUCUGUGGCAGCAGUAGAGGGACUGCCCACGCCGGCAUGCCGAGUGCACUUAGUUCAUCCUUGCCACCUGAAGGGUCCUGACCGACAGACACCACUUUUAUCACCACAUGGGACCAUUCGCCCAUAUCACCUCAAUUUAAAACAAACAGCUUACCUGUCAUUCGAAACAUCUAUAAACUCUUGGGCAAUAAAACUCCAUUGUAUUCCAUGUCCCUGAUUUCACAAAUGCACAAUCAAACUAUAUAAUAAUAUAUAUAUAAUCUGAGGGCACAGACACUAUAUUGUAUAUAAUAAAUCGUACCCAUCCACAUCCCAAAAUAGAAAAUUUGUGAUGAUUUCUUUGUGGUUUUGACAUGAGGUUAUCUUGAAUUUCCUGCAAAGACAAUCUUUACACUAGAGUAUGAACUGAUGAAAGGAGUUAGACAGCCAGCUUCAUGACUGUGGACAUGUUUCAUGUGGGUUCCUGUCUGUGCAUGAAAGCAAUGCACUGGAGAACUUACUUGGGAUUUCCUUAGAUUUUUAUUUUGCUUCCAUGUAUUUCUUAGUUCACAUACUAGACUCAUAAAUACUUUAAAAUAUAGACUCACUUACUUCCUCAUAUUUCCUGUCCCCAGGAUCACUGGGACCCAGGGGGAUCAGUUGGCUUUCAGUGUUAUAAUGAGGAUGUGUUUGUUGAGUGCCCACAAGGGAAGGAAUGGACACUACAUAUGGAGUCCAGUGUAAACUGUACCAUGUCUGUCUAUCUGAAAUUUCUGGAGGGGUUUCUCACCCAGUCCCAUACUUCAAUAUUUACCUGUUUUUCCUUAAAGGUUUAUUUGAAGCUAAAAUGACAGCUCCAUGGCUAUGAGCACAUCCUACUCUUGCAGAUGAUCUGGAUUCUAUCUAUCCUCAGCACCACAUUAGGCAGCUCAUAACCACAUGUAACACCAUCUCUAGGGGAUCUGAUAUCUCUGGCCUGAACAGCUGCCUACAGGCAUGCACACAUGUGAAAGCCUACACACAUGUACAUAUAAUUUUAAAAUAAUAAAUACAGUGAUUUUUUUUAACCUCUAGUUUUUAUUUUAUUUGUAUGAUUGUCUACAUGUACAUGAAUUAUGUACUUGCAGUACUUGUGAAAUCCAGAAGAGGGCACCAAAUCCCCUGGAACUCUACAGCUAUUUGUGAGCCACCAUGUAGUUGAUGGGAAUUGAACUCAGGUCCUCUGGAAGAGGAGCCAGUGCUGUUACACACAGCCAUGUCUCCAGGCCCAGAUAAAAAUUUUUUAAGGUCCAUUUCCUUUGAACUUUUCAUUAAGACUGAGGGAGAAGAGUAAGUUUGCGCUCCUCAGUGCCCCAUGAUUCUGGUCACGCUAAUCAGAGAGAUACUAUAAUCAAACUGACUAAAUCUCUGUUAUUAUAAUAUAUAACUGUAUACAAUAAUAUUAACUAAAUUACUAAAUAUACUAGAUUACUAAAUAUAGUAAUUAUUCCUAUUUUCAUAAGAUGAACUCAUACAUUACCAUUCAUAUGUAUUUAGCAUCUCCUGGACAACAUUUAAAUCAUAUACUCUGCAAACAUUACCUAGAGCAUGGAACACCUGAUGCACAAGGAUUAAAUAGCAAUUAAUUAUUGCACUUCCAUCUCAAUGCAAAGAUAUAUUGAUAAAAAACAUUAUAAGAUGCAAAUGUGGAUUUGUGUUUCUAGUGUGCAAUUCAAAUAUUUGUGGGAUGCUUUCUAUUAUUCUUUAAACUAUUUUUUAAAUUA